Ectocarpus sp. CCAP 1310/34 is the source of this 1344-nucleotide messenger RNA. The record is from the annotation of a GenBank genome assembly. NCBI's taxonomy places the organism in Eukaryota, Phaeophyceae, Ectocarpales, Ectocarpaceae.
AUGGGGCUAAUUCGAGAUCGCAUAUCACUGGCCAACUCCUUGCAGAUCGUACCUGAGGACACCCCCGUGCAAGAUGCGUUUCUCGUAGCGGACGACAUUCUCAGGCAGGGCGUGGUGGGAAUUUCGGAGAUCAUCAUCAAGCCCGGAUUGGUCAACGUUGAUUUCGCCGAUGUCAGGUCUGUGAUGAACAAGGCCGGGACUGCCUUGAUGGGACUCGGAAAGGCCAAGGGAAAGAACAGGGCUGCCGAGGCUGCAAGAGCAGCGAUCGAAUCCCCGCUGCUCGACUUCCCAGUGACCGACGCAAAGGGAAUCGUGUUUAACAUCAUUGGAGACGCGGGUCUCACCCUGGCAGAGGUGGUGCUGCCAGCGAGCUACGUCAAGGAGCAGCUGGUGUACAGCCAGAUCAAGCCGGAAGACACGCCACCGCCGUUGCCGUCUCUCGGCACCGCCCAGGGAAGCAGAGACCCGUUCCAGAGAGAUCAGCGACCGGCGAAGAAGAAGCGGGGUAUCCUGGGAUUCCUUCGGCGUAUUCUGUUCGGAAAAAAGCAAUAAGAGUUGGCGUCGGGGGGUUGUUGAUUAUACAAUUCACGCAUCUGGAACAAUCGAAGCCCUUUAUUAGUUGGUGGGUCUAUGUCCCUUUUUAAUUUGGUAAGUCUUUGUCGUCUUGAAGAGUCUGUAGGAGUAGUAGUCGGAUGUGGAGAUCUCGUGUGUUGUACAUGCCGUCGUUGGUGGUGGUUGUGGCUGGUGGUCCACGAGGGGAAUGGUUUUCGGAUACCUGCGAGUGUUGUCUGUUCCGUUUUUCGUCAGCUUUGAGUGCUUCUGUCAAUCGCCAGAGAAAGUAGAGAGAAAGGCCACUCCCUGUUUCUUCUCGCCAGCCUGUGUCCCAAACUUGACGUACUUACCUCUCCUCCUUUGCUUCAAGCCAUUCUUGUGUGACGAAACCUUGCUCAGGGUUGCUCCCCUCUUCCCAGCAUUGUUACAAUCCUUGGAGUUGCUUCCUAAGGGCAAGGACUACCUACCGCAAGCAUGCUCUCUGGGACAACUCAAGCGAAAAUGUUUCAGUGAAUGAGGUGGUGUAUCCUCGACAAGCAGGUCAUUGUUUCUGUCCUUGAUACGAGGCGGUACCUAUUAGUCAGGGGGGACAAGGUCGGUGAGAGGUUUGACGAAGGAAGCCCAUACACCGUGGGAGGUAGUGGCAAGGAAAGUUUGGCGUUCUAGGCUGCUACGAUACGAUGAGUUUUUUUAUAUGGGACAGGGCCGCCGCGUGAGGGAGAGGAUGGAAUUGAGGGUGGCCGGGAGUUCGAGUUGUUGUUAUUGAUGUCUUUUGUCUCCUGUCUCUUGUGU